AUGAGCGACUAUUUGUACAACCCGGUCAAUUGCAGAGCGAACAUCAAGACCGUGACGCGCCAUUCGCGGAUGCACCAGUAUUUGGGAGGCAGCUCAUCCGCAUUUUGGGUGAGCUUCAUACAUCGCAACGAGACAGGAAAAGUCGGCAGGUCACCGUGGCAUGUCGAUAAUAUGAACACACGCUGCAAGUUGUUUGCUAACAAAAAACUUCAAGAGGCAGAAAUAUCUGCGUUACGCGAGCUAAAAGGCCGUCCUCAACCGCAAACACCACGACUGAGCAGCCACAUAACGAUACAAUCAUUUUGCUGUACCGGUACGUUGACCAGAUUGCUAAUGUCCCGAUACAAGUUGAACGUCGGACCGCUGGAAGCUGAAAAAAUCAAAACGGUGGCUGUGGAAGUGCUGAACACGUUGGACUUUAUGCAUAACACCUUGGGCAUCGUCCACGGGGAGUUGAGUUCACACCACAUACUCGUCAACGAGAACUGCACAAUUGUUCGGUUAGUCCAUCCGGAAGCGGGCGGCAAACACCUUGACGUGGAUGACAAAGUAAUCGAACCGACGACCGUUAUCAUCGGGUUAUGGUCGGCACCGGAAUUGCUACGCAAAUCCAGAACCAUCACUGCGAAGGUCGAUGUAUUUUCGUUCGGCCUGGUGUUGUACGAGAUGAUGUCCUGUAUGCCACCGUACUUAUUUCCCGACAUGGAAAUGCUCAAGCUGCCGGAUCCGCAGCAACUACUCUACAAUCACGAAUGGUACAAGAGUCAACGCUUCGGCUUUGACUUUCGGCGAAAACGCCGCGCCACGGCACGAAUGUCGACCGCGCCCAUGCCUUCGGCGCUGCAACCGGAGGUCACGUGCCCAUCAUUUUUGGAAAAUGCGCCAAACUAUGCGCGCCUGGGCACCAGACCGGAAAUGCCCAACGAAGAGCUGCUCGGUGAGGAAUAUGACCAUCUUCUGGCGAUGUUUAAUCGCUGCACAGAGCAGCACCGCGAAAACCGGCCAUCCGUUAAACGGCUCCUUUGGGCCUUUAAUCGCAUAGGCCAAGAACAGACAAAUCUGUAA
This is a messenger RNA of Anopheles marshallii, 1065 nucleotides long. RefSeq names its product lymphokine-activated killer T-cell-originated protein kinase-like. The record is from RefSeq and is a predicted model, not a curated record. Bases 1 to 1065 code for a protein of 354 amino acids. Gene Ontology annotation, molecular function: ATP binding; protein kinase activity. The transcript is spliced from 2 exons. Gene Ontology annotation, biological process: signal transduction; protein phosphorylation. NCBI's taxonomy places the organism in Eukaryota, Metazoa, Arthropoda, Insecta, Diptera, Culicidae. Gene Ontology annotation, cellular component: cytoplasm.